Didymodactylos carnosus is the source of this 7672-nucleotide messenger RNA. The record is from the annotation of a GenBank genome assembly. NCBI's taxonomy places the organism in Eukaryota, Metazoa, Rotifera, Eurotatoria, Philodinida, Philodinidae.
UGGUAAACUACUUUUAGCCGUAAAUAAGUUGCCGUAAAUAAGGAUCCGCAGAAUACAUCAAAUAAUGAUUGGAUAAUAUAUUAAGCGAAUGGGAAAUGAGCUCGAAAGAUGGCGCCAACAUACGGCAUCAGUAAAACGGUCUUUGAGAAAUUCACUAAGUACGACCGGGCGUAGCUCAGGAUUGGGAAGAUGGCGGAAAUGGUUCUAGGUUUCUAGAAGGUCUACCAAGAUCUCUAGAAAACCUUCAGGUUUCUAUGUGUUUCUAAGUUGGAUUUAGCCUUAAAUAUUGGAUAAGCGUGGUAUCCUGUAUCUAAGGAUUCCUGAGAGAUUUCUAGACGGUUUUCGGAAAACGUUUGGGUUUCUUGGUUGGUUUUUGGUCUGAAAUCACAAAAACGCCAUGAGCUGCCAGUUUUAACGUGGAAAUGAUAUGUUUGGCAGAGAGAAAUUUCUAUCGCAUCCAUCAUUGUUACUAAUUUCCCUAUGGUUCAAGUUUUAAAAGCGGUUGACACAGCACUGGAGAGUGUUAACAUUCUUCGUCUAUUCACUUAGUUCAAAACUUUUUCGAAUGGAACUGAAACGUUUUAGCGAACAAAAGUUUCAACACGGUCAUAUACGAUGGACUGUCCAAGAACAACAUCAGCAACAAACAGAGACAAGGAUGAGAACACGUCAAAACUUUCUGAAAUACAACAGAACACAACUUUCUGUCAGUCUAUAACAACGUGCUGUCGUUCUUCGGGAUGUUUAAUAUUGUUUUAAUAAUCUUAUUAUUAUUAGAUUUCGGAAUUAAAUAAAUGUAUAGGAAAUAAUUAACGUGAUUUCCAGGAGAUUUAUAGGAAAACCAAGAUCUCGAAUAUAAUGUUUUUGCUAAUUUAAGGAAGUCACUUUGUAAGAAACAUUAUUGAUGUUCCGAAAUUUAUUCCAGUUUAUUUUUGCCUGUCAAGAAGACAAGUAAGAGAAGAAAUGUUCAAGGUUAGUGAGAAAUAUGUUUUGCGUUUCUCAUGUUAAAAUGUAGAGGAUAAAUAAAAUAAAUAGGAAUGUAAAUAAAUAAAUAUAUUAAACUGGAAUGUGCAUAAUAUAUAAUUUAACUUAUGUAACUGUUAUUCUGUAUCAGUAGGACGAAAAUACCGAAGAAAAGAGCGGUAUGUUUCUGUAAGAUAAUAUAUAAGAAAAAACUUGACUCGUGCUUAACUGUACUAUUUUUAACUAUAUAUUAACCGUAAAUCCGAGAAAAACAGGAUUAAAGGAUUUGAAAAACGUGUUCAAAUUAUCUUCAGAAGGAGCAAUGCCAUAUUCUUUCAGGAAUAGGAGAGGAGCUAAACGACAAGCUGGUAAGAGUUAAAAAAAUUUUAAAAAUAUUGAAAUUUCUUUAGGUUUGUAAAAAAGUAUAACAUUCUUCUAUUAAUAAAUCAUGGACGUGAACUACAAGUGUACUAAAUAUUUUCAACUAUUUACUCUUAGAAGAAAGUCUUGAGUCUUUUCCCUGCGAGGAAGAAGAAGUAUUUUAGGCUCAAAGAAUGCAUUUAUCUAUGUGCUAAAGUUUGAUAUUUUGUGAUCCAAACACUUCGCUUAUUCACAUUAAGGAGCAACAGCACCAGCAUUAUGGCAAACUCAAUCAGUGACUGUCUUAACACCUCCAGUAUUUGUAACAGUUCCGUCCCCAACAAAUACACAAGUCAGUUUAAGCAAUAUAACGUCAGAAUCGAUUCAUUGCGCAAGUAAAAAUGUAAACGUACGAGAAUUAGUAACGGCUAGAGACCAACAAUCGAUAACUUCGACAUCAAAUACAACAACAGUUGUAUCAGGCUUCUCAAGCGGUCGAAUUGAUAAUUUUACAUAUCCACAUGAUGUGAAUAGUCCUACCUUAGACUAUGUUAAUUCAAAUAAUAUUGAAUCAGAUGAAAGAGCAUCAGAUGUUUGCCUUCAUACAAACUGGAUGAAUGCACUAAGCACAAGUCUAAGUAGCGUUGAACAUCAGCAGGAUCCUAUUUUACAAAAGGAAACAGAUAGUUUAUCCGAAGUUCAUCGUUUUCUCUCUAAACCAAAGACAGUUUUAACUGCAAAGCAAAUGCCAUCGGCUGGACAACAAGAUUAUUCGAUACGAAUAGUGCCAUCACAAUUCUCAGGUCCACUUGUGAAACCUCCAGCAAUGAUAAAAACAACAAGUUUUCAACAGAAAAGUGUACCACCAUCAUCCUGUAUUAUCCUUCAAUGUACAAAUUCAGACACGUUGCAAUCGCAAGCGUUUACAACAAAAGUGGAAUCAAAAGAUAUUUCUGCCAGUCGAAAAGAAAAAAUGCUUAACAAAAAUGAGAGCAGUGUAUGUAGCAAUGAAGAAGUUUACGAUACAUUGAAUUUGAUUGAAAAUGAUCCACAGCAAAAGCCAACGAUGCCUUCCGUUGCAUUGAUUAAAGAAGCACUUCGUAUAAUGCAGUGUGCAGCAGUUCAAAUGCAUUGUUUAUACGAUAAGCAUUUGAACGAAACGAUAAAAAUGAUAUUGAAACAAAACUGUCGCACUAUUCUAAUCAUACAUGAUGGACGUCACUGGUUAACAGUGUCAAAUUUCAAAUCGUUUCGUAAUUUUUCGAUAAUGGACAUAAAUUAUCAAGGAAUAACAAAGCAAUUAUUUCAGUUAUUAUCAACGUAUAUUAAUGCUAAAGCCUACGGCUACACUUAUUAUACAUUUGAAGUAGAACCGGUUCUGCAACAUACGAUUGAAAAUGAUGCUGAUGCAUAUAUAGCAGUAGCCUACGGAAUAUUAUCGUUGUUGAAGUUUGGAGAUACCAACAAGAAUAUUUUCUCAUACGGUUUUCAAUUAGAUGAAGUAAAAUCGUUCAUUAAUCAAAUGGAAAGAAAUACGCGUUUCGAACGGUUACCGAGUUGUAAUCAAUUGAUUUGUGAUCAAGAUCGAUGUAGAAAUGCGCUUUAUUUAAUUCGAUUACGUUGUGAUUGUCGUAUUUCUAUACUAACUGAUACAACAGACUACUAUGUUUGUAACAAAGACAAUUGUUAUCAGCGGAUACAUAUUUGUUGUAUGGAUCAGCACAACAAGUUUCAUCAUACAAAAGCACCAACACGAUUAUUGAAAUCGUUGGGACUAGACAUUGUUGAUUUUGAUAACAAAAACAGCUUGAACGAAAAUUUGGAUGUGGAAGAAGAAUUACAGACUUAUAGUGAAAUGAAUCCACAAAGUACAAUUAAAUCACGAGGCAUACUAUCGAACAUUACAAACAAAAAUGAUGGAACCGAUUCAAAUAUUGAUUUAUUAGCAAAAAAACUGAAACCACUAAAAAACAAAGAUAUAUCGGCAGCGGAUACGCGGUGCAGAAGUACAAUCGAAAUAGUUACGCGACCAACAAAUUGGUGUCUUCAAUGUGAACUCGGUCAAACAAUGAAUGAUAUUCGUUCGCCUUUCAAUGGUUACGUUAAUCCAACUCGUUUAAUCAACAGAUUGCAUUAUAUUGAUGACCAAUACGUUGUUGGCGUACAACAAGAUGCGGAAGAAUUUUUAACACAGGCAUUUAACACAAUGGAUGAAUGCACAGUAUCAUGUAGAUUUUGUUAUAGUCGUUACCAAAAAAUUAUACGAGAAAAUAAAGAUUCAUUCUAUUGGCCGUCACUCAUAUCAUACGAUUACGUCUUACAAAAUGAAAAUACUUCAGAAUCGUCAUUAUCAUCCACUUGUACACGAUAUAAACUGUAUGGAAUUAUUAUGCAUCAAGGAGAAUCAGUAGCAAAUGGACACUACUAUUCAUAUGUUAAAAGUAAUAAUUCUUGGAAAUGCAUUAAUGACGAAUUGGUAACCAACGUUAACUUAUUCGAUGUUUUAAAUGCUGAUAAAUCCGUUGAUGAUCGUACUGGUAAAGCAGGCUCAAAUGCUUAUAUUCUGUGCUACGAACAAGAUUGUGACAAUAUUAUGGAACCAAAUUUUCUCGAAAAUGAUAUUAUCAGUAUAGAAGAUAAUAUAAUUGAUGAUACUGUUCGUGAACCUCGUACGGUAACAAGUCUUCCUGAAGAAAUAAUAAAAGAAUCAGAAUCUGAUGAUUCGGAUGACUCGGACUGUGCGACGAAAAGAAUUCACAUAAACCGAAUGUCAAAUCUGAAUGAUCAUGAACAUGAUUAUGCCACUUUACGUCGUUAUGGAUCCCUAUUAACAAGAGAGACUGGCUCGAAUCUACUCGGUGUCGAUCUCUCUCAUUCUUUCAAACGUGCAAUAGCUAAGUGUCAUGAUCUGAAAAUUGAACAAGCUGAUUUGAAAGUAAUCGAACAAAAAAAAGUGAUGCAUGAUGCUGGUCAAAAAAGAUCUAAACACGAUGCUCGCGAUUUUACAAUUUCAAACAUUAUGGUAAAAUAUAUAAAGAAAAUUAAUCCCUAUUGUAGUAUUCGAAUCAAAGAAAAUCGAUUUUCUCAAGCUCGCGUCCGGAAUACUGGUAACGUAUUGCUGAAGAGUACCGGAAAGUGUGCUUUUCAGCCUACAUGUCCAUUUAAAUUCAAUGCCAGACUUCAAAAAACCGGUGAUUUGUCUAUUAAAUGCGAAGGAUCAAUUAUUCACUCAGGUGGUUCAUUCAAAUCAAGACCAAUACGUGAAGAUGAAAAAAAAUUACUGCAUGAUGAAUUAGCUAUGGGUGUUAGCUCUACCGGACUCUUUGAACGAAAACUGUUAUCAGUGCCAAACGAUGUGUUAAAUGCAAGAAAUCUGGACGGUGUCGGCACAUCAGCGAAUCUAUAUCAAAAAAUAGCUGCAUUCGAUAAAAAAGAAAGCAUUUGCAACUGCAUUCAGCGACUUGGAAAUUUAAAAAGAAAAUACGAAAAAGAGUUGAUGCCGAAUGACCAAGUGCCAGGGAUCAUUCAAGUAAUAAGCCAUGAACCAUGUUUGGUUAUAUGCGUUAAUGCAACCGCGCUUUUGGUUUGGGAUAAAAUUGAUGCCGAAAGUGAGAUUAGUUGGGAUGCCACGGGCAGCAUCAUUCAAGCCAAUGAUAUUCAAAAACGAAUGUUGUACUACGAAAUGAGCCUGGCUCACCCAGUUAAAGGCGGAACUAUCAUACCAAUAACGUUUAUGAUUUCAGAAGCUCAUGAUGUUGUCACAAUUCUUUACUGGCUUGGAAAAAUGAAAAGUUUAUAUGGAAAAAAAUUUGGGUAUGAUAAAGAUUUUCCGUCCCCUAGAUAUUUGUUGAAUGAUAGGGCACAAGUAUUGAUCCAAGCCGGAUUACAAUUUUUUACUAAAGAAGAUUUUAAAACUUUUAAUGAAAGGUGCUAUCGUAUUUUGAAUGGAACAUUUAUGAGUGAAGAUAUUAGAAAGACAAUCCCGCAUGCCUGUUGUGCACACAUCAUGCGUGAUUUCAAAAUAUUGGUUCGAAUGUGUAAAAUCCCAGAUGAUGAAGUUAAACGUGUAAUGUUCUACUGCUCAUUAUUACUGAAUUCAUUUACCUAUAUUAAUCUUAAAAAUAACUAUCUUUUAUUUUGUGGAUAUUUUCUGUUUUCACGUGACACACCUCAAUGGAGAACGACAACCGAAGCGUUAACAAAUGGAGUACGUGAGCUCAUCAAAACAAAUAUGCUCGACACUAACGCACUGAUUAUGGAUGAGCAAUUUUUUAAUUUUCGAACACAAGAUCAAUAUGACAUUGAUAAUAUUGAUUUUGUUUCAUCGGAUUCAAAUUUGAAGAAAAAACCACAAGGCGAAAAAAUGUGUACCUGGCUAAGUGAAGAAGCUGCAUUAAAUGAGUUUGAAUCAUCGAUUAAAACAGAUAUGACAAAAAUUUUCAGUGGCGUUUGUCGGACUGCCAAUAAAGAACGAUUGUCAAUACUGAAAACAAAAAAGGGCAAGAAAGCUGAGAAAGAUGACAGUGAAGUCGAACCAGAAUUGAAUUCGUAUGAACGUUUCAUUUGUCGAUUCAACAAACUCUAUGUCGCAACUGUGCACUUAUGGUCAAAUAUACUCUUAGGAGAUUUACAACGGUAUCGUGAAGGUUCAUCAAUAAAUGAAAGUGAUAUUGUCGAUAAAAUACAACGUACCACCGGCUCAAGUGAAAAAAGAAUGUGGCAUUACCAAAAACCAAAGGAAGUAGAUUUAAAACAAAUGGAAAAUAUUUUCCUCAAACCAGAAUUACCAAUGUAUGCUAAUGAAAAGCAAUUAACAGCAUGGAAAAACAAUAAAAAUCAAAACACGUUCGCAAAUGCCCUGUUACAAUCAAUUGUCUAUUCACGUCAUUUACAAGUUGAUAUUUCUCAAAACGAAUCUCGUUUGUCUAAUCAUCAUAACGCGUUACGUACAUUGUUACUUGAAGCCAUCAAGGGGAAGAAAAAACUCACAGAAAAGAAUAUUGAUACCGUACUACAAUAUGUGACGAACGAAGUAAUCAAAAAUGAUGCUUUACUAACAUCUGGAAGUAGUCAAAACUGUGCAAGAAUAAUCAAAAUGCCAGCAUUAAAAUUUCUCAAAGAAUGUGUGUACCCAAUUUUAGGUACCAAUGUAACCGUUGCAUCAUUAUUUCGACUAGUUUGUCAAUCUUGUGAACAUGAAUCAAACAUGUUGAUAUUUCAUGACAUAAUUGUAUUACAAUGGAAAAAUGCGUACAACACAGAAAAAGUAAUAGAACAGAUGCUAUUGUCCUGUAAUAAUAAUGAUCCAUGCACCAGGUGCGAUCGAAAUGAUUUACUAAAAGUUCUAUCCUUACGUAUCACAUAUUGCCCACAAGUGUUUUUUGUCUACAAACAACAAAAUUCACAGCAAGAAAACGUUUCAUAUGUGGAAAUGAUCAAUUUCAAGAAUUUUUUGGAUGAGGAUAUCGUAACUGUACAAUAUUACUCGUUGUAUCGUCUAGCAUCAUGUGUAUAUAUGAAAGCCCUCGAUGAAUACGGCGCCAUGUUUUAUUGUAAUGAUAAGAAGUAUCAUUGUAUAGAAAGAAACAACAUGUUUGUGUUGGACAAGAGAAAUAUUAAACAGUAUUUACAAUCGUCGUUAUUCAUUAUAUAUCAGAAAGUGAAUGUAGAGGGGGUCGAUUUUACGAAUGCGAUUCUGGCUAUUCUCGACGAACGGAGUUUGUUAGAUUUGAAUCGACAUCGGGAUUACAGUUUUAAUGAAUUCGUUGUAACAAUCAAACGAUUAUAUCCGAAAAUAGCUAAUGAUUUAACAUUGAAGGUCUCUGUGGUUUUUGACUGUUCAUAUUGUGAUGAAACGAAUUGCAUUCAUGAUUGUGAAAAUAUCUUUUUAUUGAAAGAAGUUUACACUCAUGAUUUGCAAUUAUUAAAAGUUCGAACGAAUAAUGAGUGUUCAAAAUGUCACAAAACUGGCAAAGAUUUAUGUAUUAAACCUAACAGUUUUGACAUUGAAUCUUUACCUCCGACGUAUAUGUUUUGCAUGUCACAAGCAGCAACAUGUUUCAAAAAUGUUUUAACAACAGUGGACGACACUGUUACUGUCUAUUAUGAGCCGAUUGGGCAACUUUUAAUUACGAAUGAAGCCGAUCGGAUACAAAUCAUUAAAAAAGUAGAAGGUACAAAUCAAUGGGUUUAUACAGAAACAAAUCCAUAUGAUGUUACACUUUAUGCUGCUGAGGAGUUCCUGAAAUUCAACAUUAACAAUGCUAGUACUAUUAUCACGGUACUACGUCUUUCAGAUUCAAAAAAAGAAGUAAUAUCACCACGAAAAGCGUGGAAAGAUGUUGAGUGA